AUGUUUGGAGAAGCCCAAGAUCCGGCGUUAUUCUGUAACGACCUAUUGGACAUGGUGGAAGAAUCUCGUAUCCUCGCACUCGAAGAUUUAGGCAGACCAUUCUUGGCCGCACUUGCUAUACAGGUGACCGGAAGCGUUUUCUAUCCAUCUACACCUCGUCUCUUGCAUAAACUGAAUGGGAACAAUCAACUUGGGACUCUAGGUGAUUCCUUGCGAAUGAUCAACAACAAAAAUGUGCAUAUGUUGACGCAUCUGGUGGAUUUUGCUCUGGCACAAGAGCGCAAGUGGCUUUAUCGUGAUGUGGUCAACACCACUAUACGAUUGAUGGCUAUUCCACAAAUCUCAAAGGACAAACGCCUGUCUCAUAGAGAGCAUAGAGCAGACAAUCUAUACAGGAGAAACUUGGUCGACAAGGCCUGCGGACCGCAGGAGCUUUCUGGUAGAGUGCCUCUCGUGGUUCAGUGCGCUCCAUCUGCCAGCGAUCAUUCAACUCGACUGAGUCGGCACGCCAGACUAGCGGCUAAUCACAAUACUCUGGCCGAGCUACAACUACGCAACGACCGACCACUAGCCAACAUAAAUUUCGAUCAGAUAGGACAGAAGCUUUGCCAGCGUUUCUCCGACGAAAGUCAAAAGCGGCAGCAAGACCUUCUAUCUAGUAUACUCGACGUCAUACGCACGACACCGUUGACUGCAAAGAACAAAUUCCUUCGUCGCCUACAUACUUUCAGCGGAGGACACCUAAACAUUAAAGUAUCUUACUGGGAUUUAUGCGAGCAGCUCGACGAACUCAACAACCUGAACCUCUCAAAACUGCGCGACGCGAGGUUUUACCGCGCGGCGUCGCACCACUUCCCGGAAAUUUUACGACGGACAUCGCAAUCAUUCAACGAGGAUAUGGACGCUUUCCAGCGAGGUAGUCUUACACUGAUCAAUGAGACGCAAGGUCUAGUCAGUGAGCUUCUGAAGCGUCUUCUCUGGCACAACGACGAACUUAAAUUCGCGUUACGCCACGCCGCAAACCUCAUGACCUGGGACGGAACGCAAUGGCUGCCCAGCAAGAUAGCACAAGAGACACAUGCUUUGGGCGGCUUCAGCUAUCUUCAACUCGUCGAGAUGAUCAAUAAAUUUGCUUGGGCUUGUGCGACGACAAGGCAUCUGUCGGACAGAAACGCUCUACGCCAUACGCAUUGGCUGAUGGAAUAUCUUCACCAACAUCGGGCGCCUGUUACACGCGAUAUGCUCAAAGCACUCUGGCAUGCUGGUGUGAUCAGGAAUCCUAAUCAGAGCUACGCAAUGGUCAAACAGCUGUACUCUUUGGUGGUUGAGUAUGCAGGGCAGGACGUAGCGCAACAGUUGUUGAAGAAGGCUGCCUCUGUGAGGCCUGAGUUGCGCUCUGGAGCGACGAUUUGGGAUGAUGAGAAGAGUAAAGGCUUUACAGAGUUCUCACCUUUAGUCCGUGAGGUCAAGGAUUAUUCGUUGAAGAAGGCUGGACUGCCGGUUCAUGUGUCAUGA
Messenger RNA from Lithohypha guttulata, 1515 nucleotides. RefSeq lists its product as uncharacterized. The record is from RefSeq and is a predicted model, not a curated record. The transcript has 2 exons. NCBI's taxonomy places the organism in Eukaryota, Fungi, Ascomycota, Eurotiomycetes, Chaetothyriales, Trichomeriaceae. The coding region runs from base 1 to 1515 and encodes 504 amino acids.